Molecule: messenger RNA, 1259 nt
Organism: Pseudovirgaria hyperparasitica
Lineage: Eukaryota; Fungi; Ascomycota; Dothideomycetes; Acrospermales; Acrospermaceae
Exons: 1
Coding region: 156-1157 (333 amino acids)
Source: RefSeq, a predicted model, not a curated record
ACGGACGUGACCAUCAUUCACAGUAUAUAAGGCCCCCGGCUCACAUUGAUCGAGUGGUUGUAUUCACGUACGUAAAGCCUCGUAAAGACUUCAUCAUUCUCAGUACACUGCCCUAUGAUCUACACGUGACGACUGGAAUUCAAUAACACUCAAUCAUGGCGUCUCCGAACACGAACCAUAAACGGAACUUCCUUCUGACGAUACCCCGGAGCGGAUCAAAUCUGCUGGUCCGUAUUCUCAAUCUCACGGAACAACCUGACAUACUCCGCGGUAACAGUGGUGGUGGCUACUACUUCUUCGACGCCCACGCAAAGAUCUAUGGUGAACUCCGCCUCACAAACGACGUCAGGACUUGGUCUACACGAGAACGUGAACUGGUGAGAGAAGCCCUGCAAAGCGGAACCGAGGCAAUGAUCCAGCACAUCGACUCAGCUGAGCAACAAGGCAAGAGCGUUUAUAUUAAAGAACAUAUGCCUUUGAUCACUGACCCAGUUGUUGUCUCCCGGGCUUUCUUUGGUGAGGACGGUGACCACGGGUCGCGAUACACCGCCCAGGCGUGCGGCAAAGCGUAUAAAGGAGGAGACGUCACGCCACUCAACGUGACUUUGUUCUCGGACUCAUUCCUGAAAACCAUUCGUCCAACGUUUCUCAUUCGCCAUCCCCUCGUGAUGUUUCCCUCGUACUACCGUGCCCACAGAGAUCUCGGGGGAGAUCGGCAGACUCAUAAGGAGUGCUCACUAAAAUGGUCGAGAUCUCUGUAUGACUGGUUCGUGCAGAACAGAAACCAGGACGACAGCACGUUCCCGACCAUACUCGAUGCUGACGAUUUCAUUGCGCAGCCAGAAUUCCUGAUAGAGUACAGCCAGCUGGUCGGCCUCGACGCAUCGAAACUGUUAUUCGAAUGGAACAAGAAGACAACCGAGGAGUUAGAGGCGAUCAACUUCAAGAUCCGUAGAAUGACGGACACCCUAAACGCGUCGUCAGGUAUCAUCAAAGGGAAGGUUUCGUUGGGGUUGAACAUCGAGGAAGAAGUGCAGAAGUGGAAGGAGGAAUUCGGCGAAGAAAAGGCCGCACGUCUGGAGAAGGACGUGCGAGCUGCGACAGAGGAUUACGAGUACCUUAAAGCAAGACGUUUCCGGUCACAGAAGUCUGCAUAGGGUGUAGAGCGACGAGGCCCAAAAGUCGAUUAGACAAGGCUGAGAAGUCGCUAUCUGCUCGGGUGGCUUAAUGGACAAAUCUGGUAUCCACCUUGUCGACAC